UGUAGUCUGUACUCUGCCGCUGUACUGUACACUCAAUGAGCACAUCUAAUUUGCUGUUUCCUCCAGUGGGCGGAGUAGCGGGGCUCUGCCUGGCCGCUCAGCUCAGCCCUCAGCUCCGCUCCUCUGUAUAGUCGCCGUUACCUCUCCACUCAUGCGGAUCCAGCCGUAGCUCAUGGACUAGCCGGAGAGGUCUGGUGGCGGACUGUAUCGGGCUUGUAGCGAACAGGGUGAACUCAGUGGACCAUGGCUGCCAAAGAGGACCUCUACAGUAAAAUCCUCCCUCGGAGGCUCCGACAGAACCGGCCGGGCUCAGUGAAAUGUGCCUCCAACUUGGACGUGCUGUUAUCCAUGGGCUUCCCCAGACCAAGGGCGCUGAAGGCUCUAGUGUCAACAGGAGGUCGUAGUGUGCAAGCAGCAUGUGACUGGCUGUUUUCCCAUUUGGAUGACCCGUUCCUGGAUGACCCUCUGCCCAGAGAGUUUGUCCUCUACCUGCGACCCAGCGGACCUCUACAGAACCAGCUCUCCCACUUCUGGCAACAGAGCCGGGUCACUUGUGGCAAAAACAAAGCCCACAACAUUUUCCCCCACAUCACCCUCUGCCAGUUCUUCAUGUGUGCAGACCACAAAGCAGAAGCUCUAUGCGAGGCUCUCCAGGCCACUGUCCAGCAGUGGCGGGGUCGAUUUCCCAGCCCGCUGCCUCUAGAGCUCUACACAUCCUCAAACUUUAUCGGCCUCUUCGUGGAGGAGCUGGUGGCAGACAUCCUCAAGCAGUUUGCAGCCGACUUUGCGGCAGAGGCAGCCAGGAAGGCAGAAGUCCAUGUGGAGCCUCACAAGAAGCAGCUCCAUGUAACUCUGGCCUACAACUUCCCCACCAAUCACCUCCCGUCACUGGAGAAACUGGCCAAGGGCAUCGAGGUCAAGCUCGGCUGUGAUUGGCUGGCAGUCCUGUUCUCCCGGGACAUUCGUUUCGCAAACCAUGAGACCCUGCGGGUGAUGUACCCCUACACACCACAGAACGAGGAUGAGCUGGAGCUGGUUCCUGGAGAUUUUGUCUUCAUGUCUCCAGUGGAUCAGAGCAGCACCAGUGAGGGUUGGGUUUACGGGACCUCGCUGGCCUCUGGGCUGUCUGGCCUACUGCCUGAGAACUACGUCAGCCUGGCUGACGAGUCUGACACCUGGGUCUUCCACGGCUCCCAUUCAUUCUUCAGCUGUGGGCCCAGUGAAAAGACCAGCAAGGAUAGAGGGAUGUUUGACGGACUGCUGGACAGCCGACGCCCUGACAACACGAGUCCUGGAGACACGCCCACCCUCAGUCUCAUUUGCCACCCAAUGCAGCAGGUCCUGCGGAUCAGCGGUGGUCACUCUCGGCAGCCGAAGAGGACGCUUUUUGUCUGUCGACACGGUGAGAGGAUGGACGUGGUCUUUGGCAAACACUGGCUCUCCCUCUGCUCCGACAGUAAAGGUAGAUAUGUACGCUCCAAUCUGAACAUGCCUCCCAGUUUGCCGCUGUGGGGAGACAAGAGAGAUUACGACAUGGACGCUCCCAUCACUGUGUUUGGAUCCACGCAGGCUCGACUAGUGGGUGAGGCCCUGUUAGAGAGUAACACAGUCAUAGAUUUUGUGUACUGCUCUCCCUCCUUGCGGUGUGUUCAGACUGCACAGAACAUCCUCAGAGGUCUGCAGCAGGACGGUAAGCUGAAGGUGCGAGUGGAACCGGGGCUUUUUGAAUGGACCAAGUGGGUUUCUGGGAACUCUCUGCCUGCAUGGAUACCUCCCACUGACCUGGCUGCAGCCCACUUCAGCGUGGACACAACGUACAGACCUCUGAUCCCAAUCAGCAAGCUCACUGUGUCUGAACCCUAUGAGAACUACAUGAGCCGGAGCUACCAAGUGACCAAAGAUAUCCUGUCAGACUGCAAAAACACUGGAAACAACGUGCUGAUUGUAGCCCACGCUUCUUCCUUAGAGGCCUGCACACGCCAGCUGCAGGGCCGCAGCCCACAGAGCGCCAAGGACUUCAUCCAAGUAGUCCGAAAGAUCCCCUACCUGGGCUUCUGCUCCUGUGAGGAGCAGGGAGACACGGGGGUGUGGCAGUUAGUGGACCCUCCCAUCCUCCCCCUCACACACGGACCAAACCACAGCUUUGACUGGAGGGAGACGCUCCUGCAGGAAUGACCUCUGAUCCGUGCUCCGCCCAACCCGAUCAUACUGUACUCCCACAGACUGCAGGAACACGUUUCAGACCAGUGCCCCCCAAAUACUGGAACCAUUCUCUUUUCAGCCUCUUUACACAGCUGGUGGUUUAGCAGUGAAGAAGCUUCCUGCCUGAAUAGCCGGUGAAUGGUUGGUGAACUGACUGCCGCCCUCUGAGGCUGGUUUCAUGUCCACUCUCAAAUUUGAUUCUUUUUCUUGCCAGAAUGAGGGAGACGUUAGUUUGGGCAGUUAGCUGCGCUGUGUGGGAGAGCAUGUCCACAUUGUCAUCCCAGUCUCCGAAAACUUUGUGAAAUUAGCAUGAAGGAUUAAGUUUUACCAACAUGAAUGUUUUACAUGAAGUACACAGGACUGUAGCAGGAGUGGGACUAGUAAUGGCAUAGAAAGCAAAAGCAUGGAAAGGUUAACUUUUUUUUUUAGCUCAGUUUUAUUUUGAACUUGUCAGUUUAGUGUAUUUCCACUGUAAAUGUCUGCAUUUCACAAAUCCAAAAUGUGUAAGUUUACUAAAUAUAAUAUAUUUCUAAAUUUAACUGUUAGCUAACGUUAAACAUUAGGUGUGUCCAUCACUCCCUCAUUUACUUACUCACUAAUGUCAUUUUAGUUAUUGACCACAUCCAUUCUGUUUUUAACUGACAUAUGUGUGACUAAAGAUGUGUAAAGAUAGACAUGAAAAAUGUUGCAUGUUAACGGGCUAACAUUAGCAAGGCUAAGAUCCGCCCUGAGCUGGAUUACAACAUAUCUCACAUGCUAAAUCAUUCAAUAUGUAAGCCUGAUAACAUAUUGUGUCAGAAGAUAGUGUAAACCAGUGAUUCCCAACCAGGAGUAUGGGGACAAAUUGUAACUUAAAUAAUUAGAAAGAAUUAAAUCAAUGAUUUGAUUUAAAAAUACGUCAGUGUAUGCCAGUUAUAACAAUUAAUUUAUGUGUUACUGCACUUAACAGUGCAUGAAAACUAGUUAGAAAGCGAGCAGAGGAGAUGUAAUUGUUAGCUGAAAGUAAUGAAUAAAUGGUUGGAACGUCCAACUUUUGCCAGUCUGUGUGGUUGUAGUACGAAAACCAGUCCCUCCAGAAAAACGCAAUUAUGCGAUCGCAUAAUUCAAUGCAUCAGCCAUCAGCCAAAGUCCGCAUAUUUAUGCGGGGGCCACAUUUUUUCAAAUACGCCGCACUUUUGCCGCAUAAAUUGCCGAUUUCCGCGCAAAAUAUGCGAGGCUUGCAUGAUUUCAUAAUCCCCGCAUUUUCGUUGCAAAAAAAGUCACAUAUAUCUUAGCAGAAAGUUGAAAAAUGUUGCGUUUACUUCACACAAGAGCAGCCAUUUUCCCCUGUUGCCAUGGGAACGUUAUGAAGUGACGCAAUUACGCGACGUGAACAUCAUCAAAAAGCUGCAAACCCCGCGAUGAAGCCGCAAUUUUUGCAAGUUCCCGCAAUUUCAUCGCAUAAAAUUGCAUAAAUAUCCCGCAUAUUCCAUCGCAUUGUUUAAGAAAACGUGCCGCAUAAUCAAGGAUUUUUGCCAGCAACAUUCACGAAAAAACUCUGCGUUUUUCUGGAAGGACUGGAAAACAAACUUGACCAAUUGAAACAUGGCAGUUUAAUGUAUGAAAAUAGUGUAACAUCCCCUAUUUUAUCCACCAACCUAUCUAGUGGUGUUGAUGAAGGGGCACUUGAGUUCAUCGGGCAGGGCUGUGGAGGUACGUCUGGAAAAAAGUUUGGGAACCACUGCUGUAGACCAGUUGAUUUGGUUCAGAACAUCCCACUAAUGUUAAGGAUCUAUUAACAAAGUAGUGUCCAUGUUGUUCGUUCAUUCAAAGAUUUUAUUUUCUGGUGUAUAAUGUGCAUUAUAGCCUCAGUGGGUUGCUCGAGUGGCCGUAGACUUUCUGUUCUGUGGCAGUUGCAGUCUGAUGUUGGGAACAGUAACUAAAUGUUGCAUAGUUUGUGUCCACAAUAUCUUAUUUGAGUUAGUGCUUAUUUCACAAAAUUGAAUGAGACUGUUGAGAAUUUGUAAUGAGAGUGUAUCAUAGCAGUACUGCUUUCCUGCACAGAUCUCAGCAGCAUUACUUCAUCAUACAGUAAAUGUCGUCUCAGCUCGAACCACAGGGCUCCUGGCCAGGGUUAAAACAGAUGGCAUUGAUUGUUGUUGUUUUUAAAGGGCAUUCUUUGUCCUCCUAACCCUGGCUUCAAUCAGGGACUUCCCUGAUGCUACCCACAUAACGUGGCCACACAAGUUUUCUCUAUUUUGCCACCACAUGUAGCACACCCAGUACAGCAGUGUCUUCUACCGUUCAUGCAGUGUAUGUAAAAAUGAAACAACCGCAACUAUAACAGCACAACCUGCACUAUUGACAAUCACACAGUAGCUUCUUGAUUCUGCUCCAGCACAUUUUUAGUGUGCGCUUGUUAAAUGGUGUUCAAGGGGUUCGGAGUAGCUGUAAAUAAUCAUAUUUUGAGAAAAGUCUUCCAGUUGCAUUUUUUAUUUAUUUAUAAACUUUUCUUUCAGAUGUUACAAGCAUAGAUAUUAAACAAGAGGAUCAUCACUUUCAGCAUGCAAGAAUUUAUGCUCUGUAUCUCAGGUGUUGACUGCAUUUAAGACAUAACGUAUAUGCAGCUUUGAAAAGUGUUCCACUGAUUGAGUGACUGUGUUGUUGUGAGUGCCUCUUGGAAUUAAAGUGAUGUCUCCUGAUGUACUGACUGCCUGCUCGUAGAUACAGUAGAAGUAGUACGUUACAUCACUCGUAAACAUAAAGUUUGCUCAGGCUGAUACUUGAUGCACAUCACACACACGUAGUGUAUUAAGACGUCAUAAAAGUUUUGAACUCAUCAGUCUCAUUUAUAAAAUCCCUCUCGAUUCGACAUUUUGCAGUUUUUGAGAAAUAUUUGAAUUGCUUGGAGAAGUGACAGUUAUCUGUCCUGUCUCUGACAGUAAGUGCUUUCUGAAGCCUCAUUGUGGAAACGUGCUUCAAUACAUUUCCCUUAUAGCAUUCAAGUUAAGUUUCAGUUGUGUUCAGCAGGAUUUCACCCCUAAAAUACACCAAUCUUGUCAGCUUACACCUAAAAGUGUGGCUGUAACGGAGAACAUUGAUUCCCAACCGAAUCAGACCCUGCAUUUAUUCCACCAAAAGAAUUGUUAAAUACGAGCUGUCUCCCAUUUUAUUUCCAAAUACGUCACCAAAUGUGUGAGGAAAGGCACAGCUCACUACAUUUAGUGCAGUAAAUAAAUAAUUCAGUAUUUCUCCACCUGAAACGUGUUCUCAGACGUAAACGUAAACCAACAAUAUAGAUCAUGUAAUGUAGAAGUAACGACGUUCAUAUCUGUACUGCCAGUGAUAUGUCACAUGAGGUUCUGUGUGCUUACAGGAACCUUCACUGUGUUAAUGUAUCCUGAGCAUCAAGCUGCACAGUACAGAGCUGUGUUCUAACCUUUUAACGUGUUCCAGUUCUGCCAGGAGAAUUUUUUGAGAGGACAGAAAAAGCAGAGAAACAGUUUAGCUCAACAACUAAAUGUGUCCUAGCUGUGUCUCAGUGGUGGAAACCGUAAACUGCUGACUCAGGUAAAAGUGACUUCCUGAAACUGCCACUGAAUGCUGAGCAUUUCAGUGGAAUAGUUUGCCAUACAUCAGCCUGUUUGGGAACUGGUUCACUUUCUUGCUGAGAGUUAGAUCAUGAGAACAAAACCACUCUGUCCUCUAAAUAUGACCCCAGAGCUGACAGGAGAUUGGCUUGGUAGCUUAGCUAGCCUGUCUCUGCCCAAAGUUCAGAAAAACGCAGACCAACGCCUCCAGAUCUCUUUUAAUUUUUUUUAGAGCUCAGGGAUAGGAUGGUAACUUUAGUUUUGAUUGAAACUAGAGAGUGAUAGUAACCUUCUCCUAUAACUCUCGGCAAGAAAUACGCAUGUUCCCGAAAAUGUAAACUAUAAAUUUAAAGAGCACCCUGAGCACUUUACACUAUCCUUUGCUUUAUAUGUAUAUAACUGAAUCAUCAUUCUAAAAAAGCAAUGUGAACACACCCUUUAUCUAGUAAGUUGAUUUGCUCAUAGUUGUCUCAUUGAAGCAUCACUGAAAUCUAUUAUCUGCCCUGUAGCAUUAUCAUCUUUAAAUUCAUUCAGGAAUAAAGUGCAACAUCUACUCAGAAAACAUCAUCACAAACAUGAUUCAUUUCCUGGAGCAUCAAAGAUUCCACUGAAUUCCUACGUCAAUGUUGUCCAUUUUGAGAAAACAGAUUAUCUUUGUCUUUCAUCUGAAAACCAUUACCAGUAACGUUGUUGAAUCCAGUGAAACCGCCCUGUCGCUGUGCAACUGUUGCAAAAGCUUCACUGACGCAGGGAGGCAGUGGUCCAGGUGUUGGGACGAAUUACUCUGCUAUUACAGAAAUGUGAAAGGUUUUUUUUAUUCAUUGGACUUAAAUGUCAUUUUCAUCACACGACAUAGCCGAGCAGCAUAUGUUGUAUUAAAGAGUUUCUAUAAAAUAAUACCUUCAUUUAGAAGAAGAGAGUCAUGUGAGAGAGACAAAGGAAGAAGCCAUGUUGUUCCUGUGUUCUUUAUUUAUUGUCUGAACAUAUCACCAAACGUGUACAGCAAUUAACUUAAAGUGAAAUUGAUAUGUGUUGAUUUGUGAUGUAAGAUGAAGUGUGUCCGCAGGCUUCAUUUACAUUUUUAUUUUAGUUCUGAUUCUAUCUUCUGUUGCUGUUCGUGAAGCAUCGAGUUAUGAAGAAAAAAGCUGUCCUUUUCAAACGGCUCUGAAAAAAAUAUUUUCAUAUUGUGAAUCCUCUGCAGGGCUCAGGAGGGAAAGUAAGUAACAUGUCGUUCUAUGAUUUGUGGUGACGGAGUUCAUUUGCAGUUUGGUUCUUCUAAUUUAACAUGGAACAAAAGCAUCCUUUUCUACAUAGCAAUAACAUUAUAAUACAACAAGUGUGCAAAGUUGCUAUUUAUCUGCAAAUACUGUAAAGAAGUACAAACCCAAUAAAACUCUACAUCCUU
Messenger RNA from Dicentrarchus labrax (European seabass), 7176 nucleotides. RefSeq names its product ubiquitin associated and SH3 domain containing Bb (gene ubash3bb). Lineage: Eukaryota; Metazoa; Chordata; Actinopteri; Moronidae. The record is from RefSeq and is a predicted model, not a curated record. The transcript has 14 exons. Gene Ontology annotation, molecular function: protein binding. Bases 244 to 2175 code for a protein of 643 amino acids.